GUAUUGAAGGUCACCAGCGGUUAUUUCCUCCAUCAUCACUCUCUGUCAGUGGAUGCUUUUGAUGUUUUUUUUUUUUACUGUGUGUGAACGCAUCUUUGCCUACAUGGUAAUGUUGUGAAUUUACUGGACUGUUGUUGUGAUGAUGUCAUGCAUUAUUUUGAGUUUUUCUCUUUGUAUUUAGCAAGUGGUGGAUAUUAUUAAUAACUGGAGGGAGUACCGAGCAUAUCAAUUGUACGUAUAACACCUGCGUUGCUUGCACAUGUGCUGGAGCAUGAGCGAGCAUACCGUUGACUUUGUGGAUUAUUUCAGUUUUUCUAUUCAGUUUUAUUGUGCAAGGUGGUGGUCAUCAUUAAUAACUGGUGGGAGGUGCAAUCCCAUUAUUCAUAUGUUGCAAACAUAUGCUUGUGCAUGAGCAAACCUACUGUGAGCUUUGACUUGGUGGAUUACUUUGAGUCUUUCUGUUUAUUAUUAUUAUUAAUCAAGGUGGUAGUUGUCAUUAAUAACUGGCAGGCGGAGCUAUGAUUAGAAUGAUAUGACAAAAAUGUACUCAUGAGUGACCAACCGUAUCUUGGGCUUUGACUUUGUGGACUAUUUUGAGUAUUUGUGUUUAUUUCUAUUAUGCAAGGCGGCAGUUAUUAUUACUAACAAGCAGAAGAAGGGAUUAUAGAAAUUAUGUGACAAAACUUUUACAUGCAUGCAUGUGCGUGCGACUGUCCCGUGGACUUUGACUUUAUGGAUUAUUUUGAGUCUUUGUGUUUAAUUCUGUUAUGCAAGGUGGCAGGUAUUAUUAAUAACAAGCAGAAGAAGGGAUUAUAGAAAUUAUAUGCCAAAAAUGUUGCAUGUGUGCAUAUCCUCCGACUAUCCCGUGGACUUUGACUUUAUGGAUUGUUUUGAGUCUUUGUGUUUAAUUCUGUUAUGCAAGGUGGCAGGUAUUAUUAAUAACAAGCAGAAGAAGGGAUUAUAGAAAUUAUAUGCCAAAAAUGUUGCAUGUGUGCAUAUCCUCCGACUAUCCCGUGGACUUUGACUUUAUGGAUUAUUUUGAGGAGCGAUGUUCGAACCUUCGAUAUAACGAAGGACGACUAAACAACGCAUGAUGUACUCGUGCAUGUGUGAGCAUAUCAUAAGCUAUGACUUUGUGGAUUAUUUCUAGUUUUUCUGUUUGUUUUCUUGUCCCUCACCGUUUUUUAUUUUCCUCUUAGAUGCCGACCCCAGACAUUAAUUCUUUUCUCCACUCACCUUUUCCCGUCCUCGUGACCCCUGCUCCCUGCCGGAGGGAUGAAGUCAUGCACUUGUGGCAUAUAUAGUAUAAUGCUGCCCCCCAACUCCCCACAGCCCGAGUGCUCACUGUGGCCUCUCUUUGCCCUCACUUAGUCGCUAUAGCGCAAGAGUCACACCGGCAGAACACACACAUCGCCAGCCUUGCAUGACGGACAUAUCCUUGAUUGUCCCCGAUGUUCCCCACAGCGUACCUGACCGCCAACUAUGGCCAAUAUUCACAGUGAAGCCUGCUUUCACUUUCACUAUGGCGCAAGCAGUCAUGACGGUGACUGCAUCUCCCCCCAUUAGAACUAAAAAUACACCAUAUAUGGUGAGGUGCUUAAAGAUGAAAGUGGACACGGGCGUGCACGCUCACUCAAUGCUGUGAUCCUUCAUUAGCGCCGCAGCAUUCAGUCAAUAAUUUCAUGCCGGAAUACGGAGCACUUCAUCUCCACAAUGGGGCCUGAUGAUGGCUAAUUCGGGUGAUGUCCUUCACCGCUCACCAUUUGUGUGCACAUUAAACUAAAGUUUCACCCAGAGGAGUUAAAAAUAGAGGCAGGCACAAGUCUGCUGUAAAAAGUUGACUUUUACACCUUGGGGCCUUUUGGCAUUAGAAAGGCUGUGAAUCAUUACCUUGAUGUUGCACAGCCUUUAUUAACGGUAACAUGUUCUCAGUGGGCACGCAAGUGUAAAAAUAAGUUAACCUCUGCCCACCGCUUAUCCUCAUUAAGGUCACGUGGGUAUGCUGGAGCCUAUCCCAGCUGGGUUAGAGGCAGGGUACAUCCUGGACUGGUCUCCAGCCAAUCGCAGGGCACAUAUAGACAAACAACCAUUCACACUCACAUUCAUACCGAUGGACAAUUUGGAGUCGCUAAUUAUCCUAGCAUGUUUUUGGAAUGUGGGAGGAAACCGGAGUAGCUGGGAAAAAAAACCCAAGCACGGGGAGAACUCCUCACAGAGAGGCCCGAAUGGAGAUUCGAACCCAGGUUUUCCAUAAUUGUGUAGUCAACAUACUAACCACUCAUCCACCAUGCAGCCUCCUUAAGAUCCAACACUACAAAAUGUAAAUUCAUGCAAUUUUUCAAAUUGUCUUAAAAUUUUGAUCAGUUCACGACUUUGUAGCUGUCUUGCAAGACACACAUUUGAAGUUUUAUGCAACUUUUCUUGGUUUGGUGAAAUUUCAACCUCUGGUAAUUGGACCAGUCUCGGCAGGGUCCUUGAGGGCGCAUGGGAGUCUACAUGUGUUUUGUGGUCUUGGAGAAAGCAUUCAACCAUGUUGCUUAAGGAACCCAUAAGGUACCCAAUGACCUAAUUUAGGCAGUUUGGCUGUAGGACCGGUGUCAGAGUUCACCAGGAAUGCUUUUUGUCACUGAUGCAACCAGGAUGAGAAUCAACACCUCUAAGUCCAUGGUUUUGCCUGGAAAUGGCGGAGUGCCAUCUCUGGGUCAGGGAUGAGAUCCUGCCAUAAGUGGAGGAGUUUAAGUCCUUUAGGGUCUUGCUCACGGGUGAGAGAAGGAUGGAAUGUGAGAUCGGCAGGCCAAUCGGCAUGGUAUCUGCAGUGAUGCCGACUCUGCAUUUGGUCUGUUGUGCUGAAAAGGGAUAUCAACCGUUCCUACGCAUAGGUGGCUUUGGCAUCUGGUCAGGAAGCCUCCCUGGGGAGGUAUUCAGAGGACAUCCGACUGGUAGGAAGACCCAUGACACUUUGGAGAGACUAUGUCUUUCAACUGGCCUGGGAACGACUCGGCAUCUGUCAGGACUUCCUUUCUUCCUUAGGCUGCUGCCCCGCGACCCAACCUUGGAUAACCGGUAGACAGAUGGAUGGAUUUUAAAUGCUAUUGUUUAUUCACAUUUAUACCCCAUUUAGUUGGAAACCACACAAAUUUGACUGUGUGUUUGUGUGUGUCGUAUUGUAGAUCUCAUUUAAACGGACAAAAAAAAGUUCUAGAUCCCAAUAUGAGCGAUAUCUAAUCAUGGAGGAUUGCGAAGUCUGGUCCCAUCGCAAUGCAAUACAUCAUGUUGAUGGCGUCGUUUAACAAAGCCCCGUUGACAUUUGGAUUUGAAGCAGCCGGCUGCUGAGCCAGACCACACACACACACACACACACACACACACAUAAAGAGAGAUAGCGAGGGUGAGACGUGUGCAUGCAUACACACAGCAUCAGGUAUAGGAAAAGGGCGGUCAUUAGCGUUAGUUCUCUGUGAUUAGCCAUGUGAAACACACACACACAUUGUGUUGUGUGUUGUGAUGCCCUCUGUCUGAUGUGUGGCACAAAAUGGCGUCGCCCAAGCAGAGGCAAGGAAGAUGGGAACAAGGCCAGGCAGAUGAAGGAAGAGAAGGAUGCUAGGAGUUUUUAUGUGUGUGUUUUUUUGUGUUUUUCUAUCUUCUUGUGGUACAAUACUUAACAUCCCACCUUUAUUGUGGGGACAGGGCAAGGACAUUUUGCCUCGUCCAUGCAAAAAUGCUAAUAUGAGCUCUUUUUAGUCCAUAGACUGUUGCGUGUGUGUGUGUGUGUGUGUUUGUGCACUUCUCGGCGUAAACACGUAUGUUCUUUCAACAACACAACAAAAAUUGAGUAAGUUUUUCCUCCUGCAGGUGGAGUGUGACCUUCCUGUCUCUCUCGCUCGCCCCCCUCUCUCUCUCUCAUGCAUCUGUCCAUCCCUGCCUCCCUCCUCCCCUCUCACUCACUCCCCGCAUCCCCGUAGUUUGGCGCUCAGAUGCGUGGCAGGUAAUUUGCGCGCUAUUGCAGAUUAAAGUUUAAUUAGUGAGCGAGGAGUCAUUUGGGUCUCAGUUGAGUGGAAUAAGGCAGACGUGUGUGCGUGUGUGUGUGUGCAUGUGUGUCCCUUCUGCUCGCUCGCUCACCCUAACACAUCAAGGCUCAUCACAGAGGGAGAGAAAGCAGAGAGUGGGAGUCGCCGAUCCACUUCCUGCUUUCAUCAACAAAGAACAAAGGAUGGAGUCUUCCCCCUUUUUUCCUCUUCAUCUCCUCCUGCCUCCUUCCUUCCUCAUCCUCUUUCCGCUGCUCAGUUGGCACACUUCCACAGCCAUAUUCACACUUGUAUGCUCCCUGACACCCUUACCCCCCUCCCCUCGUUCCCAUCUCACCUAUCCUCCCCGUUGUGCUUACAGACGAAGGAAGUUAUGCAGUCCUUCCGUGAGCGCACCGGUGGUUACCACAGCAACCAACCCUGCUACCAGCAGGAGCCCCAUGAAUUAUCACGCCUGGAGACGUACCGACAACACCCGCAUCACGCCCACCCUCAGCUCCCCCACCCGGGUCCUGGUCCACAUCCAGGCCCGGGACCGGGUCAUUCGAGGUCGGCCUAUGAGGCACGUUCGCUCGUAAACACUGCAAGUAUGUCUGCAAGUACAGGAGCAGUAACGGGAGGCGCACCUAAGGAUUGUUACAGCCAACACCAAGCCUACCCUGGAUACCCAGGGAAUGGUGGCGGGAUUGGUAAUGGAGGUUCAACACCCUCGCAGGCAAAGAAACCUUACAGAGGAAGCAAAAUCCCUCUACCAAAUUCUAGUCUACAGAGUCAUGGGGGCUACAGCAACCAGAUGGGCACCGGGACCUACUCGGCUCAGUAUAUGAGUGGAGGCCACCUCCAGCAGAAAUGGGAGGAUCCAGCUCAGAUGACACAAUAUGAGCAGGAGAUGGUUGGUCGCAUGGAGGCUGGCGGUCCCCCAGCCCCUAACUCCUCCUCACAGUACAUGGACCAGAACAUGCUGGGCCAUUCCCAGUCCCAGUGCCACCAGCCCUCCACGCCAUCUUAUUCCAGCCCCCAUCACCAGUCCCACCCGACUAACCCUUCCCCCUCCCCAUUAAUGUACCCGCAAGGUCACCUGCACUACCCCCAACCUUCCCCGUCACCUUCACCUUACAUAGAAAAGUGUAGCCCCAUGCCUCAUUGUUAUAAAGGUUACAACAUCCCCCCGAGCUCCCAAUAUGGCCGACAAAUGAGCAGUCACACUAACCUCAAGCAAGGAGCCUACAGGACAUCCCAGAGCAGUUAUAACUACCAACACUCAAGAGGGUAUGAGCAACCGCCCCCGAUGCAACCAAUGGGUAACUCCCAGGAGUCCCACCCCAAAUACCAACACUUCAAUCAACCGCAACAGAACUACUGCCUUUCAGAACUGUCCGUCAGGUCCCCAGAACAGUAUUAUCAAACAUGUAGCCCCUCUUCAAGCCACUCUCCUGCACGCUCUGUGGGACGUUCCCCUUCAUACAGCUCCACCCCGUCACCAUUAAUGACCAAUCCAGAGUCAUUCCAGUACGGACAACCGCCCAUGACCCCGGGGGCGGCCUCAUCGUCGUCGUCCUCUUCAGCCGGCAUGCAAGAACAAGGCGGUUCCGCUGCUAUGUUGUUGCCUCCUCGCUCACACCCUUCACCCAGUGUGCCCCACGCCGCCCCGCACAGCUUCACAAGCACCCUCCAGGGACCUAGCAUGAAGGAGCGCUUCUCGGAGAAGCUGCUGUCAAAUCCCAGUUUGUGGAGCCUGAACGCCCUCACCUCUCAGGUAGAGAACAUAUCCAACAAUGUCCAACAGCUGCUGCUUUCAGAGGCCCUGGUGGCCAACAAGAAAGCCUCUAAGCGAAACAGCGGAGGAAGCAACAGUAGUUCUGGAAGCGCAGCAUCGUCCAAAAAGGGCGAGGACUACAAAAGUCCGUAUACAGAAAGUGUCGGAGGCCCGAUACAGGACCUUUACUCUACUGUGCAGCAUCAGACAAUGCCUAUGGAACUGCACGAGGGAGGCUACUCCAGCAGUAGCGACGAGCAACUGGACAGAGGCUACUACCAUAGCAGCCAGGGCAGGAGUCCAGCUCAGCCGCCUAACAACACCCACCUUAAUGUGGACACAACCUCUUCCUGUUCCAUGACAUCUCCAGAUGAUGUGUCCACCAGGUCUGGAGACUCAGGUUUGCACACCUUUACUCCUGACCCGAUUGGAUGUCAGUCAGUACAAGGAGGAGAUGCUACUCCAGCUAAGAGCGUUGGCGAUGAGAGGUCUCCUAUAAGUGUUACAAUACCCAGUCCUAUGAAACAUGACAACGAUUCAUCUUCCGAUUUACAGCAUAUCAAUGAGCCCAUUAAGGAGAACUUUGAGGAAUCUGCUUGGACGGAGAAGUCGGCAUACACAGAAACUAAAGACAAGACUAUUGAUUAUGAAAGAGAUGACUUAACUAAAACUAUAGCGAAAGAAGAGAAAUGGUCAGAUGAUGAAAAAUUUCACUACAGCCUAGUAAACAAAGGCGUGGCAGAAAAGGACUUUUGCUAUGUGGACACUGCAUAUGAAGAAGGGGUCCAGAGGAAAUAUGACCCAGAUUCACUUGAGCAGUCCCCGGCCGCGUGCUCUGACUCGAGCCACAAUUUUGGCCAAGAGAUGAAGGAAGAAGCAUACAAAUCAGAGUCUUCGGUUGCGUCUGAGAGCUCUCUGAAAGCGUUGCCUUUUAUUCCUGCCAGUGACCUUGAACGGGAUCAAUACGCUGAAAAGGAGGACAGCUCAGACACCCCUCAAAUUGAGGCCUUGGAAGAGAAAAAAUCCAACAAUACAGACAGCAGAGAAUUGGUCGAGGCAGAGCAGCGGGAGGCGGAAGCGGAUAAACAAGAAGAAGAGUUAGAGGAACGAAAGCAACAUCCUCUGUCCCCUCCCCUUUCUGAUAAAGUCACACAGGAACCGGAGGAGAACAUUAACCAGUCCUUGACUUCUGAGCUCAUGAAUAAUAGACAAGGGUCUGAGAAACCUUCUGGUGACCUUUGCAACAGGACAGAGAAUCAAAGGGCUGAGCUCCAUAAUGACAACGAGCUAGCCGGAGUGCCCGUUCAUCCAAACGUGGCAACAGAAGCCCCGGAUGCUUCUUCAAGAGAGUCAGGAAUCGGUGACACCGCUCCGCAGCCCCAAUCCGCUAUGCCGGUCUUCUCAGCUCUGAACGAUAAGACAACAGCUACUCCGACUCAGUCCAGGGAUCACAUUGAUCACAGUGACGCCAAAGUGCUAGAGCCAGACUCUCCUCAGCUGCCAGGGAAGUCAAUACUUCCCUCAGCCCCCUCUUGGGCGGACACACCACCCUCCCCAAAGAAAGGGGAUGAGGACAUGGAGCCGGGCAUCAGCUGCUCUAGUGCUGUCACCCCAUUGGCCAAGCCAGAGCCCAUGGCCCCAUCUGCUCAACCGAGGGCAUUUGGACGCAAGCAUGCAAGGGGGAGAAGGAGAAUGAUGCAUUCAGGUGCAGCAAUCAGGAGACAGAUAAGCUCAGAACGGGAAGAAGAAAAAGAGGAAGAGACUUUGGCUUUGCAGAAACCUUGCAGGCCUCCGAGCAAAACUAUGUUAUUCUCAGAUCAGACUGACCUCACCGAUCAGGAAUCGAUAGCGAGCCAGACACCCAAAAUGCUAACUGAAGCGUUUAGUUCGAGAAUGUGCACACGCUCAUUCAAUGCAACGGACCUGCCGUCUAAAGUGGAGGCUCAUUUGAAGAGGAAACCAGGCCCAAAACCUGGCCCCAAACCAGGCUUAAAAAAUGCAUCUAAACUAGGGCCAAAACCUGGAGGAAAACCAGGCCCUAAACCUGGUCUAAAGCCUGGCUCCAAGCCUGGGCCAAAACCUGGACCUAAACCAGGACCAAAGGCCGUGCCAAGUACACCAGAUCCAUCAGAGAAAAUCGAGACUCUGGGGAAACGAAAACCAGGGCCAAAGCCUGGUUUAAAAAUAGGAUCAAAACCUGGCCCAAAACCUGGUUCAAAACCGGGACCAAAGCCUGGACUCAAGUCUGCAGAUGUUUUGCCACCUGCUGAUAACAUAACCAUUAAGGCCCCCGUUGGUCGUCCUAAAGGUUCCAUUUCUAAAGCGAAGCAAGUACAACAGGAAGAACUCAGUCAGCAUUUCACAGGACCACAAGCCAGGGGCAGGAAGAACAUCAAGUCUACAGUAUCACAACUAAACCAGGAAGAAAAGACACCAAAUUGCAUGAAAGCACAAGAAAAUGAAAAUAAAAAUAUGAUAUUGAGGUCCAGAAAGCCCUCACAGACAAAAGCGUUGAAAGAGAAGGAGAAAAUCAUACACAAACAAAGUCUAACAGAUCUCACAGAAAUUGAAACAGUAGAUAUUUGUCUGAAAAGAGGGGAGUGUUUAAUCGUGGAACAACCUCCAGAUACCAUCAGAAAGAUAGAACCAAUUCCAUCAGAACAUACGCCAUUGGUUCUGAGUGAAAAUACAGAAGAAACAACUACGCUUCCACUGAAAUGUCAAUCACCCAUGGACACUUCAACCAUACCUGUAAAGAAGAAGAGGGGUCCAAAGCCUAAACCAAAACCACUACAACCUCAAACAACACUUGUGGAACACAUUUUUUCCACAUCUCAAGAGGGGGAUAUUCAGGGCUCCAGAAGAAAGAGAGAACCACUCACAAAAGAGUCGGAGAUCCACCACCUCUCCAAACAGAUGCCCUCUAAUGUCAAUGAAACGGAUGUUAGUGACGUGGCUGUAGUGCCUCCUCAAUGCCCCACUAAAACGAAGGUUCUCCCUCCACGUAAGGGCAGAGGACAGAAAUAUGAAGCAAUGGUGCAGAAAAUUACAUCGCCUAGCUCCAAGAAAUACCUCCAAACUCCUCAGAUAGAAAUCAAUCUCAAUGACGAGGCAACAACGAAGGACUUCUCUAUGCAUGUACUCAAAGACGGGGAGUCUUCUAUUCCUGUUAAUGGCACAGAAAUGAUGGAAAGUGAAAUGAAAAACAGACAAGAGUGUGCAAAACUUGAAGAAGGAGCCCUGAGAAAGGAUGUCAAAGAAGAGACUGAGAAGCAGGAAAUUAGUCCAGAUGCGUCGUUACCAGAUGACUUGAGAGACACGGUCGUUGAAGAAGGUGUCGCUAGUGAAAAUACAAUACAAGACCACCAUAAACGGAAUAUCCGAAGUCCAACAAUGGAGGCACAAGUAGACCUCGGCUCUCGAGACGAAUGGACCCAACAGGCACAAGCACUUUUAUUUACAGAUGGAUCCAAGUCCUCCAAAAGGAAGCGAUGGGCAAUGGUGGAAAGUACGGAUGCUUCGGUCAUCGCUUUGGAAGCAGACAACCUAAUAGUCACAACACCGAGACUUGCCAAGCAGAAGGCUAUUAAAAACAACCACGAGAUGCACUUAAAGCAGAAAAGGAAGCGAAAAGGUUUGGUUGCAUCAGAAGAACCAGAAGCAACCAAAGAAAUCAAAGUUGAAACCGCAGAUGUGACAGCCAAUGAGGUGAUAGCGUUCUCAGAAUCCACGCUGCCUAAUAGUUCGGAUGAUAUCAAAGAAUUCCCCAACGGUAGCGGUCCACAAGUUGUGCAGAAAUCCAGAAGAGGAAGAAAGCCAUCGACAAAUCCAGCUAAACGGAAAAGGGGAAAAUCCUUACCCGAUGAGACUUCUGACAAACCAGUGAAAGUCUACAAAAAACCUGGGCCAAAACCCGGAAUGAAGGAUGCGUUGGAGGUCAUUGAGGCGGUGGUUCGGGCUGCUGGGUGUGAACAGGACGAAAAAGAAAAGGGACAAUAUGAAAAUGAAGUAGGAAACUUUAAAACCGAGGACAAAGACUACAGUCUACAGGGUCCUGCGGAGAAAAACAGUGGAGCCAAUUCCGUGAAGAGAAUCCGAAGCAAACCGAUCCCGCAACAUCCGAUGUAUUUCUGUCCUUAUGUACGGAUCAACAACUCCAGAGACUUUUCCUCUUGGUGUGCCAUAGUCAACAAACCCGAGGAUGCACAGGUUUUUCAGAGACGAAGAAAAAAGGGGAUCCUUCGAAUGAGGAAUCCUUUCACAGUUGCAAAGGUGGUACCGCACACCGCUGCCAUGCUGCAAGGACCCUCGGUCAAACCACAUCUUACUGAGAGGCAUCUUACAUGUUGCCUGUGUGGAAAGCCGUCAAACUACAGAGAUCUGGGCGAUUUGUGUGGACCGUAUUACACAGAAGAUGGAAUUCCUCGGAAAAUAUUGACCUCACAACCCUACAGGGAAAUCCCAGAAAAUCGUGACGAAGAGGAACCAACCACUUCCUCACAGACCGACGAGAAAGAAAGCAACACAGAGGUAUCACCUCAAGAAGAUCGAAACCAAAGGCAUCAUCACUGGCCUUACAGACGUGUACAGAGAAGAGAACGAACGCAUCGGGAAGGUGUUCCUCGAAGGCUAACUCUCAGAGAGAGGUUAAAGAGGAUGAAGCAGCUCCAGGUCGGAUAUUCCAACGACCAAGACAGCUUGUUCCAAAGGCUUCAACAGGAAGCAGAGGCAGGGGAACAUUGGGCCCAUGAAAACUGUGCAAUCUGGACCAAGGGGGUGAUUAUGGUCGCCGGGCGGUUAUACGGACUCAAGGAGGCUGCCAAUAACGCCACACAAAUGAACUGCGACAAGUGCCAAAUUGCGGGAGCAUCCCUCAGUUGCUGUUGGAAAAGCUGCUCUCAUAAAUACCACUACGUCUGCGCCAAAGAGAUAGGCUGCACAUUCCAUGAAGAUGACUUCUCCAUAAAAUGUCCCAAACAUGAGGAUUUGUAAAGAUACCCCAGUGGACUACCGGGACCUCACAAGCGAGAUAAACGCCGUCCUAAGCGCCACCUAAUCCUAUAAAAAAAAAACGGCGAUGAUGAACAGACACGCGCCCUGAGGUGGAGCUCUGGGCGGGGAGAGAAGACUAAGAGACAAGAUGCUCCUCAAGGACUCUGGAAAGUGUUCUGGACUGGACCCCCCAGGAAGGAGCAGUUGCGUGCAUUUGGGAGGCGGCGGAGCAUCGUUGGGCUGUUUGAAAUGCAGAGUGAGGAGUGUGUGCUUGCUAUCAUAUUCCCACACCUGGCUGACAGCGAUUGGACAGGCGCAUCCAUCUGUCCACCUUGUCUGCAGGCCAAGAGAUGUGUGUGUGUGUGUGUGUGUGUGUGUGUGUGUGAGAUUCACGAGUGUCCCUCUACAGCCACGCUGUGCAUCAUUAAUACAAGAUGUCAUGCACUGGAUGUGAAACUAAACUGGAACACGAAGACGUGUACAUUAACAUCACCGCGCCAUCAAUGUCAAACUUCUUAUAAAUAGUGAACAAAAAAAAUAUGACAAAAAAAAAGUGUACAAAUACAAUGUACAAUAGACACCACCAUCUUUACAUCACAAGAAUCUCACCAUAUCUCUUCUGUACAGUGUUAAAAAAAAAAAAAAAGGCCAUGGUGUAUAAUGACUGUCCAGUUGAGAGAAUCAUACCACAUGUUUAUCUCCAAUGUAGCCUCUCACCGCGCCGCUCUGCGUGACGACACCCCGCACAAGGUGUCCGCUCACGUAACGGUCCAGGUGACAUAUUUACAAGCGUAAAAAGAAGAGAACAAAAAAAAACGCCUCAUUCUUUUCUGCCACUCAUUAUUUAAUGGUGUAUAUAAGUAUUUGAUGAUGCUGUUUAAAUGUAAGAUGUGAUGUACUAAUAAUAAUUGUGUAUAGUAUUUCCUAGAGAUGUUUAUUUUAUAUAAAAUGGAAUAUGUUAUUGCUUAUAAAAUAUUAAAAGAAUCCAUCGAUCCUCUUUUGGGAAAUAUCACCCGUUUUAAGUUAUGAGCAUGCUAUUAUUUUUAUUUUUAUUUUUUGCUUUAAUUUAUUUUCAUGGACUCCAAAUGACACAGCAUCACUUUGUUUGACAUGUUUUUUGUACCGACGAUGUUUGGAAAAAAAUAUAUAUACCAGCACCUUCCAAUGAUGCUUUAGACUGCUCUUUAUUUUUAGUUAUUUGUUUUUUUCACAACAGUUCAAAACAUUGGGGAGCCAGUUUAAAUGUAACUAUGCCAUCAUUUAAAAAGCCAUUAAAUAAUUAUGGCUGCAAAACAGUAAUAUAAGCUGCCGUUCGAUGGUGCACAAUGUGCAAUACAUAUUUCAUAACAUUUUCUGUAACCAAGACAAAAGAUUCUAACUAUUAAGUACGCCCAAAAUGAUUUUUUUUCCAUAUAAUUUUGGUUCAAAUGUAAUGUUUUCACAUUUUGCAGCAAUUCUUGACAUCAGAGUCGAGAGUAGGUGCGACCCACAAACCAAUACUGACCUUACAGCAAGCUUGUCAUGCAGAGGAAUGAACGG
Molecule: messenger RNA, 12312 nt
Organism: Doryrhamphus excisus (bluestripe pipefish)
Lineage: Eukaryota; Metazoa; Chordata; Actinopteri; Syngnathiformes; Syngnathidae
Gene: rai1
Product: retinoic acid induced 1
Biological process (GO): circadian regulation of gene expression; regulation of transcription by RNA polymerase II
Cellular component (GO): nucleus
Source: RefSeq, a predicted model, not a curated record